Messenger RNA from Drosophila takahashii, 1354 nucleotides. It is a transcript of the gene yellow-g, whose product is annotated as L-dopachrome tautomerase yellow-g. The record is from RefSeq and is a predicted model, not a curated record. Gene Ontology annotation, cellular component: extracellular region. Lineage: Eukaryota; Metazoa; Arthropoda; Insecta; Diptera; Drosophilidae.
ACGUGGUUAAUCGAGUGUUGGAUCUGUGUUUUUUGUAUCCCAUAAAUCCUUUAAAAAAACAGCCCAGAAAAUGUGGCAGCUGCAAUUGCUGCUUGUUGUAGUUUCCGCCUCCUUGGUUUUCGGAGGCUACAGUUCCUCCACCGAUGAGGCUGGCUCCACAGAUGCCUCCAAUUCGGUUGGUGGCUCCAAGUGUGAUAAAAAUCCCCUGAGUGAACUGACAUUCCAGCUGAGUGGCAGUAGCCUCCACUGGCCCUGUGAGUCCACCAAGAAUAUCUAUGUCCAGUCGGGGAGAUAUGUGCCCAGGAAUAUUAUAGUGACCCGUGCCCAACUGCAAAGGGAUUCGGCUUUUGUAGCCCUGCCCCGGUACAAACAGGGCGUACCCUUCACCCUCGGCAAGGUCAAUCUGAAGAAGGGCGAGUGUUUGACCAAGAUCGCCCCCUAUCCUUGCUGGGCCAUCCAGGAGGAGGGCAACUGCCAGGCCCUUCAAUCCGUCGUGGACAUAGCUGUCGAUCAGAAUGGACUUCUUUGGGCCUUGGAUGUGGGCAUUGUCAACACUUUGGAGCAGCCCAUCAGGAGAUGCAGCCCCAAGAUCGUGGCCAUAAACACGGCCAACAACAAGGUGGUCAAGAGCAUCGACCUCAGCGACCUAGUCACCUCCGAAAGUCGCCUGCAGUUCAUCGUGGUCGACUACUCCAAGGACAAUAAGCCAUUCGUCUAUGUGGCUGAUGCCGGAGCACGCAGCAUCCUGGUUUACGACAUCACGGGCAACAAGUCCUACCGCAUUGUCCUGCCAAAGGCGACCGCUCCCACAAGCGAUGUCCUGUACGUGGCCCUCACCUCCAAACCGGAUGGAACCUCCACCCUAUUCUUCAGCUACCUGAGCUCCCCACGUCUGUAUUCCAUUAAGGGUGAAUACUUAAGAGUGGGUCAGGGCGCCGGUUCCAUCAUCGAUGUGGGUCCCAAGCCCUAUGGAAAACAGGCUGUUCUCUUGGGAGCCGAUGGGGGAACCUCCCUGUUCUUCCGCUACAAGGGCGAAAAUGAUAUUUACCUGUGGGACUCGGAGACCUGCUUCAAAGCCGCCAAUCUGCAGGAGGUUCAGCGGGGUGGCGACUGCCGCCUGUCCACUCAGGUUCUGCCGGGUCACAAGCGCUUCAUGUGGGCACUGGAGAGCAACUUCCACGACUUCAUCUCGGAUCGAACGGGCUGCAAUGGAGCCUCCAUUGUCCUCCAUCCUGUUGUUAAGGAGUGCGACGAUUAAAUCGAGUUAGCCCUAAUUUUUUAUGCUUAAGAUUAUAAAGAAUUGUUGUCGUUAUUGGGUCUUAUUAAAAUUUGGUCAAUGUUUUAAAUUUUAAAA